AAAAUCUUACAAUAUUUUCUGAAUCUAUGAUAGUAUUAUUUUUAUUUUUUUUUUAUCUUGCUUAAUCACAUCAAUCAUUUUAUUUCGCACUUCUUUCUUUUCAUAUUAUUAGACAAAAUUCUCAUAUUUUUUAAUUUAACAUAAAUACCUCUAGAAUAUUUGCAACCAAAAAAAUAAAAUAUAAUAAAUAAAUGUAGAGGAUAUCAUGCACCCUUUCAAAUAUUUGGCUUGGGAGCGGCAACCUUACGCACUCGAUCAUCAAUAUUAAAGCUACUAACCACUCGUUUGCAUUGGGUAGUAUAUAUCAUUCUAAGAAGUAAGAAUCUCAGCAACACCAAUUAGACAAUAAACAGCGACGAUGAAAGCAAUGACAGCAACGACAACGUUUGAUGUCUCUGCCGCUUGCUUCCGUGCCCCUCCUUCUUGUUCACCGAAUCCAUGCCACACCAGUUUUUCAGUUAUAAACUCCCUGAAUCCUCACAAGGGACGACGGAUAAGCGUUGCUGUUCCACCUAAGUUUCCAAGCUUCCGGAGGGAAGCAGCUCUGCAGGGGAAUUUGGAGGCUGUUAGAGUCCCAACUUCGGUGCCUGUGCGUGUAGCAUACGAACUUCUUCUAGCUGGUCAUCGAUAUUUGGAUGUAAGGACUCCAGAAGAGUUCAAUGCUGGACACGCUCCUGGCGCCAUUAACAUACCUUAUAUGUUCAGAGUUGGAUCAGGGAUGACUAAGAAUAGCAACUUUAUUAGACAGGUGUCUUCAAAUUUUAGGAAAGAAGAUGAAAUUAUUGUUGGGUGUGAGCUUGGUAAAAGAUCUAUGAUGGCCGCAAGUGACUUGCUAGCUGCUGGGUUCACUGGACUCACAGACAUGGCUGGUGGUUAUGCUGCAUGGACACAAAAUGGACUUCCAACAGAACUAUGAAGUGCUUCUUUUGGAACUGCAGCUGUAAAUAGAAUAAGUUUUGGGAGGAGUCCCAUGCAUGCAAAUGCAGAAGCACUUCACCAAGACAGUGACAAUCUGAUACUGGAACAUGUAAAUGCAGAAAGAGCGGGGGGGCAGUCUCCCAGAUUUCUUAUGCAGACUUAAUGUCUCCCACUCAAACUAGUACCUUAUCCAAUUCAACAAUAAAUAAUGAAAAUAAAAUGUUAAUAUUUAUCCAACUUUGCAAAGAAACUCUUUUUCUUGGCUC
Messenger RNA from Glycine soja, 1184 nucleotides. Its product is annotated as thiosulfate sulfurtransferase 16, chloroplastic-like. Bases 359 to 916 code for a protein of 185 amino acids. Lineage: Eukaryota; Viridiplantae; Streptophyta; Magnoliopsida; Fabales; Fabaceae. The record is from RefSeq and is a predicted model, not a curated record. The transcript is spliced from 7 exons.